Siniperca chuatsi (mandarin fish) is the source of this 2202-nucleotide messenger RNA. RefSeq names its product transmembrane BAX inhibitor motif containing 4 (gene tmbim4). Gene Ontology annotation, cellular component: membrane. NCBI's taxonomy places the organism in Eukaryota, Metazoa, Chordata, Actinopteri, Centrarchiformes, Sinipercidae. Gene Ontology annotation, biological process: negative regulation of apoptotic process. The record is from RefSeq and is a predicted model, not a curated record. The transcript has 7 exons. Bases 148 to 858 code for a protein of 236 amino acids.
AAAAAGAGCUUUGUUAUUUUACAUAGCUCGCCGACGUCAAGCCUGAGCGCAGCCUCUCAAACUAAGUAACGCCAAUCCUUCCGUAUUCUCUAGGGUCCACAGUAACUGCCUUUCUUUAUCUAGCUGAGAAGACGUUACAGUAACACGAUGAGUAGUGAAAAAUACCCCCGGUCCUCUAUUGAAGACGAUUUUAACUAUGGCACAAAUGUUGCUACAGCCAGCAUCCAGAUCCGUAUGGACUUCCUAAGGAAGGUGUACACCCUCCUGAGCUUGCAGAUCAUCCUGACCACAGCCACCUCUGCCCUCUUCAUGUUCUCUCAAACCAUCAAGGAGUUUGUCCAUGCCAGUCCUGCUGUGGUUUUGGUUUCGUCUCUGGGCUCUCUGGUUCUUCUGCUGGCCCUGGCCAUGUACAGACACCAACAUCCAGUCAACCUCUACCUGCUGCUCGUAUUUACUCUGCUGGAAGCAGUUUCUGUGGCCACAGCUUUGACCUUCUAUGAAUACUCCACUGUACUGCAAGCCUUGUUCCUGACCUGUGCUGUGUUUGCUGGACUGACAGCCUACACCUUCCAGUCCAAGAGAGACUUCAGCAAAAUGGGAGCAGGGCUGUUCGCCUGCCUGUGGAUCCUUAUCAUUGCAAGCUUCAUGAGGUUCUUCUUCAACAGUGACAGCACAGAGCUGGUCCUAGCUGGUGCCGGGGCUCUGGUCUUCUGCGGAUUCAUCAUCUACGACACCAACCUGCUGAUGAAGCAGCUCUCCCCUGAGGAGCACAUUCUGGCCUCCAUCAACCUCUACCUGGAUAUCGUCAACCUCUUCCUGCACAUCCUGCGUCUCCUCGACUCUAUGAAGAAGCACUGAGAGCUGCACUACCACUUUAAACUGCUUUUCCUAUUCAGCUUGUUGUCAGUCCUCACUGAAACCCACAGAUACGACUGAUGCUAUGAUUACCCUGCAUUCAUGUGAGUGUUGCCAUCCUGAAGUUCACCAAAAUUUAGAUUUUAGAGGGGAAUCUUCAUAAAUUAAAAAACCUGUCUGUGCUCGGUGAACUCUCUUUACAGGCAGCUGCACUAAGUGCUUCUGUUUAAUUCACCCAUACUUUUUGUAGCUGAUUCUGCUUUUGAAUUAAGUCGAUCUAUAUCAAGUAAGCUUUGUUUAUUCUGAAACCAAAAUGUACUCAUCAUAGGAGACAGCCAGUGAGUUAAAGGUAUACUACAUGUUUUGAUAUAGAGCCCACUAGCACCCCCAACUGGCCUAAUUGCAGCUCACCCUGUACUUUUCAGUCCUGCAUAGACACAUUCCAGUUUUUCGGUGGCGGAUUAAUCCACAUUUGGUGCUCUAAUGAGUGUUUCUGGCUGGACUGUGUAUGUGACAUUGAGUCAAUAUACUAAAAUGGAGCUCUAUGGCGCAGAGAAAUCAGAUAUAUCAGGCUUAGUUUAUCUUUUCAUGGGAUUUGUUGACAAUAAGAUGAAUAUCAUAUCACCAGCUUUAUCCUUUAAAAUAUUGAGAGAAUAUAUACAGUAUAUAAUAUAUAUAAUAUCUUAUAGUGAUAUUGCCCAGCUUCACCAGUUUGCUGCACUGAGCUCUGGAACUGAGCCAUGGACGGGGUUUGUGCUUGUUAAACAGUGGACACAGUUGAGAUUCAAACAUUAACAGUGAGCUGGUAGGACAUUUUUUGAUAUGGGGCACUGGUGGAUGCUGUAACAAAUGUAGGUAGUACAUUUUUCAAAGUAUCUCAGCAGUAGUUGUGGUUUCAGAUCUAUCAUUCCACUAAUUUAUUCUCAAACUGAAUUUAUUGUUGAAUGUUUUCAAUCUUGUCAAAAAUGAGUUUAUAUUCCAUCAGUGUACUGCGUUUGUAAGUGUAGCUGCUCCCCUCUCAUGUUCCACAUCUGUUAAUGACGCACAACAGCAAGAUGACAUUGAUGAUUAUAUGUUCAUUAUAAUAAAGUUAAAGUGCAUGCCUGGGUUUAUUAAUAUCUGUGAUUGUACACAUGCUUAUGGUGUAAAUGUAACAGUGUACAGUUUUUGGGAUCAAGAGCUGAACUUCUGUGAAACGUGAAGUACUGAAGUUAGUGAAGCGUCUAAUCUGAAUGGUUAAGAGAAAUACUGUUUUGUUGAUUAUGAUUAAUUUCUGGUCUCCUUUUGCAUUCUUUAUGGAGCCGUCAGUCGUGGAAAUAAAGAUUGUUUCCAUAGUUUCCAAAAGUA